ACAAUCUUUUCCGGAAUCCAGCGGUCUCAUGGCGCCGGAGCGGCGGCGGCUCUGGGACGGCGUGCUGGAGCUGACAGAGGCCGCGCAGGAUAGGGGCACCGACCCGCUGAUUUGGGUCUCGCGGUUGUCCUCCAGACUUGCGGCCGCCGGCGUCCCCACGCCGUCCGUCGAGGUGGCGGAGCUCCUCGUAUGCCACAUCUGCUGGUCGAACAAUACCCCAAUCGCGUGGAAGUUCCUCGAGAAGGCGCUAACCGCACGCAUCGUCCCGCCUCUGCUCGUUCUCGCUCUUCUUUUUAACAGGGUAAUAGCCAGUCGAAGGCGGUACCCGGUGGCUUAUAGAUUGUAUAUGGAUCUGCGGAGAUAUGCUCUUUCACUGCCAUCUCUGGUUAAUGGCCCCAAUCAUCAGAAGAUUAUGGAGUCCAUUGACGAUGUCCUUCAACUUCGCAAAAUCUUUGGACUUCAAUCCUCUGAACCAGGGCAUCUUCUUGUUGAAUUUAUAUUUUUAAUUGUAUGGGAGCUAAUUGAUGCAGCACUUGAAGAUGAAGGUCUAUUGGAACACACCAUCGGAAAGAAAUCAAGGUGGCCAAUCAAAAGUCAAGACCUGGAAAUAGACUGCCUUGUUGAUAUUGAAGGGAAAAAAAAUGGAAUGUCAGGCAGCAUGGAUUAAGAUGAAUACAGUCAUGGCUAUUGAAAUAAUUGGUGAUUUUUUUCGGAAUAAAGUGACCUCCCGGAUACUUUACUUGGCCCGUCAUAAUAUACUGCUGAGUGCACGUUCAACAUCUUUAAGGAAUUCAAAGAGUAUCUCUCCAGAGGCACUUCUGCGGUUGACAUCCGAUACCUGGCGAGUUCUUUCUCGUACGUGCAAACUGAGCAUAAUAUCAACUCCAAUGUCAUCUAGUGGCAAAUGUAAUGGUACUGUUAAUUCAUCACUUUGGCUUCCGAUCGAUCUGUAUUUAGAAGACAUGAUAGAUGGAUCAAUGGAGAAGAAUCUAAUUGAGGGUCCUGAUCCUCGGAUUGAGAUUGGUUUAAGCCUGCUAUUGUCCAUUUCACCACUUUUCAUUGUUAAUAUUAUUAAAGAAGAGGAAAUUACGUUGAGUAGUAAUGGUGAAAAAAGCUCCACUAGUCAGAGAAAAUGUAAUGAGUCCGUGGGAAAGCGUCGUGAACACCUAGUUUCUAGCCUGAAGUUGUUGGGUGAUUUUGAAGAGUUGUUGACUCCCCCAUCACGUAUAAAUACCUUGGCUAACCAAGCCGCCAUGAAAGCAAUGAUGUUCCUCUCAGGUGUCUCCACUGAUAAUGAGCACCUUAAUGAGAUGAUGUUGAACGACGUUCCUAACAAUUGUUCUGGAAACCUCCGCCAUCUGAUUGUUGAAUCUUGCAUAGCUAGAAAUAUCUUGGACACGUCCGCGUAUACUUGGCCAGGAUAUGUAAAAAGUCGCUGCAAUCAACAUCCUCAACAUAUUUCUGGGCAAAUUCCUGGAUGGUCAUCAUUAAUGAGCGGUUCUCCUUUAACCCCUCCAUUGAUCAGUGCAUUGGCAUCAACUCCAGCUACAAGUUUAGCAGAGAUAGAGAGGAUACACGAGAUUGCUGUUGGUGGUACAGAUGACGAGAAGAUUGCUGCGGCUACAAUAUUAUCUGGGGCUUCCCUUGGUCGUGCUCCACCCCCAAAACUGACCGACCGCUUUUCAGCUCUCCCUCUGACCUGACCGCUGUUUGAAAAUUGAACACAACACACACGCACACACAGUGGCGGUGUAGCCGGCGAUUUUUCCCCCCAAAUUCUGCGACCCGAGGGUUUCUGCGCCCGCCGGAAUUCAUCUCCAGCCGAGGGUUACAAUUUUUUGGAUUCGGAGGGAUCACAUGGCGGUCGAGGCGGCGAAGCAGCAGCGUCUGUGGGACGGCGUGGUGGAGAUGACCAAGGCCGCGCAGGAGACGGGCACCGACCCCCUGAUAUGGGCCACGCGUCUCUCGUCGAGUCUCAAUGCCGCCGGCGUCUCCAUGCCGUCCGUUGAGGUGGCGGAGCUGCUCGUUUCUCACAUCUGCUGGUCGAACAACACCCCAAUCGCGUGGAAGUUCCUCGAGAAGGCUCUCACCGUUCGUAUCAUACCACCUCUGUUCGUUCUCGCCCUUCUCUCGGCCAGGGCAAUACCAAGUCGAAGAAAGUAUCCCGUAGCUUACAGAUUGUAUAUGGAGCUUCUCAGGAGAUAUGCUUUUUCACUGCCAUCUUUGAUUAGUGGUCCCAAUUAUCACAAGACUAUGGAAUCCAUUAACAAUGUGCUCCAUCUUCGUCAAAUAUUCGGAGUUCAGUCCUCUGGACCUGGGCAUAUUGUUGUUGAAUUUAUAUUUUCAAUUGUAUGGAAACUACUUGAUGCAUCACUUGAUGAUGAUGGCCUGUUAGAGCUCGCCUUUGAAAAGAAAUCAAGGUGGCCAAUCAAGAGUCAAGACAUGGAAAUAGACUGUAUUGAUGGAUUUGAAGGGAAAAGUUUGGAACAUCAAGCAGCACUGAGUAAGAUGAAUACUGUAAUGGCUAUUGAAAUAAUUGCUGAGUUUUUUCAGAACAAGGUGGCUUGCCGGAUACUUUACUUGGCCAGGCGUAACAUGCCAACUCAUUGGGAUUGCUUCAUUCAUCAUUUAAAACUACUGACCACAAGUUCUGCAUCUUUAAGGAACUCAAAGAAUACCUCUCCAGAAGCACUUCAGCAGUUGACAUCAGAUAAACGGAGACUUCUGUCUCGUGCGUGUAAAAUGAGCCUAGUUGCUACCACUCCUGUAUCAGCUAGUGGUAAAUGUAAUGGUACUGUUCGCUCGGCUCUCUGGCUUCCUAUAGAUCUAUAUUUAGAAGAUAUGAUGGAUGGAUCAGAAGUGAGAGCUACCAGUGCUGCUGAAACUUUAACUGGUCUAGUGAAGUCUCUCCAGGCUGUAAAUCAAACCACUUGGCAGGAUACAUUUCUUGGUUUGUGGACUGCAGCUUUACGUCUUGUUCAGAGGGAGAGGAAUUCAAUUGAGGGUCCUGUUCCACGCACAGAUACUUGUUUAUGCUUGCUAUUGUCCAUUACAACUCUUGCUGUGGUUAAUAUUGUUGAAGAGGAGGAGAUCAUGUUAAGUGGCGAGGCCGAACAAAGCUCCAUUGGUCAGAGAAAACAUACUGAAUUCGUGGGAAAACGUCGUGAAGACUUAGUUUCCAGCCUCCAGCAGUUGGCUGAUUUUGAAACAUUAUUGACUCCCCCACAAGUUGUAAGCCCAUUGGCUAAUCAAGCUGCUUUAAAAGCGAUGAUGUUCCUUUCUGGUGUCUCUGUGGGGAGUGGGCUUCUUAAUGGAAUGAGUUUGAAUGACAUGCCCCCGAAUUGUUCGGGAAACCUUCGGCAUCUGAUUGUCGAGGCAUGCAUUGCUAGAAAUGUUCUGGACACGUCAGCAUAUAGGUGGCCUGGGUAUGUAAAAGGUCGCUGCAAUCAAAUACCUCGAAACAUUUCCGGGCAAAUGCCUGAUUGGUCAUCAUUAAUGGAAGGGUCGCCUUUAACUCCUCCCAUGAUCAGUGCAUUGGUAUCAACUCCAGCUACUAGCUUAGCAGAAAUAGAGAGGGUAUACGAGAUUGCUGUCAGUGGAUCGGAUGAGGAGAAGAUUUCUGCUGCUACGAUAUUUUGUGGGGCGUCUCUUUUUCGUGGGUGGACUAUACAGGAACAUAUACUCCACAUGAUAAUGAAAUUGCUUUCACCGGCUGUUCCUACAAAUUUUUCUGGAAUUGAGAGUCACUUGAUAGGUUGUGCUCCAUUUUUGAAUGUUCUUCUUGUCGGGAUAUCAUCUAUCGACUGUGUUCAGAUAUUUUCCUUGCACGGUUUGAAAUAGAAUGUAGCAUGGAUUCAAACCAUGCGAUCAAGAACAAUUAUGAGCUAGAGGACAUCAUCAUUGGGGGAAAGAAAGAGCAAACGAUAAAGUUCUAUGCGUGAUACACUUAAACUCCUUUUGUUCCAGGUUCCUCAACUUGCAGCUGCAUUGAUGCCAAUCUGUGAGGUUUUCGGUUCCUGUGCACGCAAUAUGUCGUGGACAGUUAACGGGGAGGAGCUUGCUUCUUAUGCUGUAUUUUCAAAUGCAUUUACUCUGCUGCUGAAACUAUGGAGAUUUGAUCACCCACCGUUGGAACAUGUAAUGGGAGACGGUGCUCCAGUGGGAUCUCAUUUAACUCUAGACUUCCUCCUAUUGGUACACAAUUCCCAGCUAGCUUCUCAUGAAAAUCUAAGAAAAAAUCAAAAUAAAUCUAAUAAAUGGUCAAGAUUGUCAUAUCCAUCUUCGAGGGGCCCCGUAUUCAUGGAUUCAUUCCCGAAGCUCAAACAUUGGUACAGAAAGCAUCAAGAAUGCAUUGGUGCUAUUCUUUCCAGUCUGGUACCUGGAAACACGAUCCAUCAGAUUGUUGAGGCACUUCUUAGCAUGAUGUUUAGAAGAAUUAACAGAGGAGGUCAAACUUUGACUCCUACGACUUCAGGAAGCAGCAGCUCAUCUGUAUCUGGCCCUGAUGAAUCCUUUCACCGCCUUAACUUUCCUGCCUGGGACAUACUCGAGGCUAUUCCAUUUGUUCUUGAUGCUGCCCUCACUGCCUGUGCCCAUGGGAGACUAUCCCCGCGUGAAUUGAUUACAGGACUCAAAGAUCUUGCUGAUUUUAUUCCUGCUUCCUUGGCGACCAUGAUAAGUUACUUUUCAGCAGAAGUGAGUAGGGGUAUUUGGAAGCAUGCUUCUAUGAACGGGACCGACUGGCCAAGCCCUGCUGCAAAUCUAUCCAUGGUUGAAGAACAGAUAAAGAAUAUCCUUGCUGCCACUGGUGUCAAUGUCCCAUGUCUUCCUGUAGGCGCAAGCUCUCACGUGACCCUCCCUCUCCCUCUCGCCGCCCUCAUCAGCUUCACAAUAACAUACAAGCUCGACCGUCUCAACGACCGCCGCUACCUAUCCUUAAUGGGCCCGGCCCUUAACCACCUCGGCGUGGGCUGCCCUUGGCCCAGCAUGCCCAUCAUCUCCGCCCUCUGGUCCCAAAAGGUCAAACGCUGGUCCGACUUCCUCAUCUACGGUGCCUCCCAAACCAUCUUCCACCACAACCACGACUCCAUCGUCCAGCUCCUCCGCGCCUGCUUCUCCUCCGCCCUCGGCCUCCCUUCCUCCCCCGGCGGCGUCGGCCCCCUCCUCGGCCACGGCUUCGGGUCCCACUCCUCCGCGGUCGCCCCCGGCACUCUCUACCUGCGAGUCCACCGAGCCGUGAGGAGCGUCAUCCUCAUGACCGAGCAGAUGGUUCGUCUCCUCAUGCAGACCGUCGAGGAAAUCUCGGAGAGCGCGCAGAAGCUGAGGAAGACUCGGCACGGGUCGAGGUACGGACAGGUGUCGCUCUCCGGCGCGAUGGACCGAGUCAAAAUCGCGGCCUCGCUCGGGGCCUCGCUGAUCUGGACGACCGGCGGGGUGAACUCGGUUCUCGCCGUGUUUAAAGAGAUUCUCCCGUCGUGGUUUGUUUCGGGCCCGUCGGGGGCCCGGCGUCCGGUGACGGCGGUUUUAGGGGGAUAC
This is a messenger RNA of Striga asiatica, 5535 nucleotides long. Lineage: Eukaryota; Viridiplantae; Streptophyta; Magnoliopsida; Lamiales; Orobanchaceae. The record is from the annotation of a GenBank genome assembly.